AUGGCGGAUAGUGAGGAGAACCCUUUCGUGGUUGACCACACGGAUGGGAACACGGAGCCCUUUCUGACGGCCGCAGAAUUGCCAUCACCUGCGGCCGCGGGCGGAAUGGAGGGAGGAAGGGUAAAAGACGAGCCACAAAGACAACAGCAGCAGAAGGAUGUGGAGGAGGCGAAGGGAGACGUGUCGAGUCUUAUCCCGCUCUGCGUGCAGCAUGCCAGUGGGCCACAGAUAAACAGCGCCGUCUUUGGAUAUGACAUCGCGCAGAUGCAGAAGCGCCCAUGGGACGACCCCGCGGUAAACCUCAAGGACUACUUUAACUACGGCUUCAACGAGACCAGCUGGAGGCUGUACUGCGCGAUGCAGGCAGGGGGCGAGGCAUCGCUGCUGACGGGGACGAAUGCCUUUUUGUCACAACCAGCCGGCCCUGCAAUGAAGAACAACGCCAUGGAGGAGGUUGUGGAGGGAGACGGAGCGUCGUACUAUGUUCCGCCCCAAGGAUCCUCCCACGCGUACUACGCUGCACCGCGUGAUAACUUCCUCAAGACAAAGCUCUGUCAACGCUUUGCGCUAGGCCGUUGCGUGAAGGGUGAUCAAUGCAGCUAUGCCCACGGGCACGGUGAGCUGCGAUCUGCCCCCCCGGUGCAGCAUCAGCAUCAUCACCAACAGCAGCAGCAGCAGCAGCAGCAGCAGCCUCCGUCAUGUAUCCUUCCCCCCUUUCAUGUAGAACAAGGCUACAUGCCAUCGAUGGGUAUGCCGCCGACGGGUGUUCUCGAGCCCACUGUUGCGGGCAACUACCACGUGAUGCCCAAGCGCCAACGCUCUCCCGAUGGCGCUGAGGGGCAGGUCUACGAUGCGUCGUACUAA
This is a messenger RNA of Trypanosoma cruzi, 864 nucleotides long. RefSeq lists its product as uncharacterized. The transcript has a single exon. The coding region runs from base 1 to 864 and encodes 287 amino acids. Lineage: Eukaryota; Euglenozoa; Kinetoplastea; Trypanosomatida; Trypanosomatidae. Gene Ontology annotation, molecular function: metal ion binding. The record is from RefSeq and is a predicted model, not a curated record.